Coccomyxa subellipsoidea C-169 is the source of this 1521-nucleotide messenger RNA. Its product is annotated as TPR-like protein. The coding region runs from base 1 to 1521 and encodes 506 amino acids. Gene Ontology annotation, molecular function: protein binding. The transcript is spliced from 9 exons. The record is from RefSeq and is a predicted model, not a curated record. NCBI's taxonomy places the organism in Eukaryota, Viridiplantae, Chlorophyta, Trebouxiophyceae, Coccomyxaceae.
AUGCUGGUGGGCCUUCCACAGGGCGCCAGUGUGUCUCGAGUCCUGGAGGGCCAGAUGUUGUGCAGCAAGCAGAUCACCCGGUUGCUGUCGUGGUUGGGGCACGAAGGGCGCUUCGAUCUGGCGCUGGCAGCGUUUGACUGGCUGGACAGCUGCCCAGAGUACACAACAGCGGACCGCUUCCUCUACACCCGCCUGCUCUCCAUGUCAGCGCGCCAGCCCAACGGCGCAGUCAAGGCUCUGGAGUUCUUUGACCGCAUGUGCGCCGCCCGCAUCCGGCCGGACGUCGUGGCUUUCAACGCUGCUAUCGGCGCUGCAGGGAAGGCGGGGGACUGGGAGAGGGUGUUGCGGCUGUACGCGGACAUGCAGCAGUCGGGGGUGAAGCCGGAUGUGUGGACCUUCUCGGCGCUGACGGCGGCGUGCCAGGCGUGCGGCAACCGCUGGAAGGACGCCCUCAAGUUCCUGGACCAGAUGGAGAGCUCAGGCAUCAAGGGGAACGUGGUACUGUACACGACGCUGAUGAAUGUGUGCCGGCGCGGCGGGCAGCCCGAGCGUGCCAUGGCCAUCUUCAGGACCAUGGAGACAGAUGGUGUGCAGCUCGACGUGGUGGCGUACAACCAGGCGAUGGCGAGCUGCAGCUGGGAGCAGGCCUGGUCCUGCUUCAACGUCAUGCGCCGCGCCGGCGUGCAGCCCAACACCCGCUCCUACAACGCGCUGCUGGCUGCAUGCGAACGGGACGGGGAGGCGGAUCGGGCGCUGGAGGCCUUUGCGCGUAUGGAGCGUGAGGCAGCCAAAACGUACGGGUACGUGGAGCCGUCGGCAGUGACAUACAACACGCUGAUCAGCGCGUGCGGCAAGGCGGGGAAAUAUGCCGAGGCGCUCGAGGUGGCGGCCGUGAUGCGCACGCGCGGCCACACGCCCGACAGCUUCACCAUCUGCUCGUUAGUCAGCGCGGCAGGCGGCGCUGGCGAAUGGCGCUCCGCGCUCGCCACCUUCCAGGAGUUCUGCGCCGCCGGAGGGCGGCCGAACGCAGCGGCCUACAAUGCGCUGAUCCGAGCGCUGGGGCAGGGCGGCCAGCCGGCGCGGGCGCUGGCGGUCUUCAACGGCAUGCGCAGCGAGCUGCCACCGGCACCGGGCCGUGCCCCGGCACCGCCGCCAAAUGCGCGCUCGUGGGCGGCCGCGAUUGGGGCCUGCCGCGCCUGCGGCCGGUGGCGCGACGUGCUGCGGCUGUAUCAGGACAUGUGCGACUCGGGGCUUGCCCCGGACGGGCACACGCUGCAGAGCGUCAUCAGCGCAUGCGAGCGCGCUGGCGCCUGGGAGGAGGCCGACGCAGUGUUCCAGCGGAUGGAACAGGCGGGUCUGCUGGCGGACAUGGAUGGUUUGGCACUGGCAACGAGGCGGGUGCUGUAUGCGCUGCCGACACUAGUGGCAGGGCCCCUCAUGACAACCGCGCAUUUAGCAGUCGACUCCGGCCGCGCCGCGCGCCGGUGGAUCAACCGGCCGCCGCCCGCCACGGCCGAGUGA